CUCACUAUUACUAUUACUAAGCUAGAGAGCUGCUAGUCGUAAUUAUUAUCAACAUUUAUAUGGCCAUUCCCUCCCUAAGAAGAAGACGGCUGGGUCACAUUGUGUUUCCUAUGCAGAUGCUUCAGGUAGUUAAUAUUAUAAGUCAGAGGUUGGGGGCAUCGGGAACGAGACAACGAUCGAUGGCCUUGGUAGCCAUCGACGGUGUCGGCCAAGGCCAUGGGCGUGGAGAAACGUGAUGAACAUGAAUAUGUGGUGAAUGGUGGUGAUGAAGAUGGGGCAAGAGAUGGCGUGCUUAUCUCUGGUGCCUAUCGAAACCUGCGCGAGGUUGGUCCGUCUCGGCACUGAAUGACUAAAUAGUUGCCCAUUCGUUCUAAUAUCGACUGCUAUCGUCCCGACUCCGAUCCCCGCAUGCCAUAUUGGUAAUCAGCAUUUGCCGUGAGGAGUUGGAACCGGACUAAGCUUCGGGUUUAGAUAUACCUACAGCUGCCUAGGAUGCGUAUACAUAAAUAAGAGCCAAGCUCCGGCCUCCCGAUUGCUAUUUCUCUGACAUCUUCUACUGCUUCUCCACCACGAGAGCGGCCAGACUCUUCUCCAAAUUCUACUCGCCAACAUCCACCUACCUAGCAGCAAUGGCCGCGCCAACCCCCAAGAUCAAGCUAUACACUAACCACGGUUGUCCGUGGGCGCAUCGCGCGCACAUCACGCUCGCCGAGCUCCAGCUCCCUUACGAGGAGGAGAUCAUCGAUCUGACCACGCCGCGCACGGCCGAGUACCUCAAGGUCAACCCGCGGGGCCUGGUGCCGUCUAUCGAUAUCGAUGGCGAGAUCAUCACCGAGUCGGCUGUGGUCGCCGGCUACCUGGCCGAUGCGUUCCCGUCCCACCUGCUGCCGGUGUCGAACGCGCCCGGCGGCGCCCUGACCCGCGCUAGGAUUGCCUUCUUCGUCGACACCUUCUUCACCAAAGUGAACGGCACCUUCUUCAAGAUCGUGUUCGCCAAGACGGACGACGAGGCGGCCGCGCUCGUCAAGGAGUACGUCGACGCGAUCGUGAAGGAGGUCGAGCCGCUGCUGGGUAACGCGGCCCCCUUCUUCAACGGCAGCGACAAGCUCACGCUGGCCGAGGCUCUGACGGGUCCCUUCGUCUUGCGCCUCCUCACGCUGCCGAAGCACGGGCUCCUGCCCGAGAGCAUAAUCAGCGACCUGGCUGCGCGGGCGCCGAACUUUUCCCGCUGGGGCGAGGUCGUGGCCAAGCACCCCAGCGUGACGGGGAUCUACGACGAGGAGAAAAUCGCGGCCGGGACCAAGGCGAGGAUCGAGAAACUGCGGGCAUCGUCUUAGGUUGGGGAAAAGGAAUUCGCGGCUUGCUGCCUAUUUCGAACCGGCAGGGGUGGCAGUUACUAACGGACUCGCUAUAAUGUCCCUCGUUCAGACCGAAAUCCGAUGUUGAAACAGAAGCAGGCCUCCCUGGUAAGGGGGUAGGUUUAUAUCUACCUAAAUACGUGUACAUAUUAUGUACAGACCCGUAUCGUCAAGGUAUCCAUACACUAGGUACGCAGGCACCAAGAGACAGAAUGCAACCUGUAUGCCGAAUUAGGAUUGAUACUGGGUGCGGUGGUUUGAAAACGCGUGAGUGUCAAAUGGAGGAUGGAGGACGGAUGGCUCGGUAUGCUGACCUAAUUCUUUUCCGUGGGCUGUGUAGGUAGGGCCUUGCCUCGGCGCCCACGUCGUCGCCCACUCAGGUAUUUGACGCGUGGUAGGCUACAUAGCUUGGAUUACCUACAUGUUACGCGAUAGCCCGGCC
Durotheca rogersii is the source of this 1800-nucleotide messenger RNA. RefSeq names its product glutathione S-transferase domain-containing protein. The coding region runs from base 630 to 1337 and encodes 235 amino acids. Lineage: Eukaryota; Fungi; Ascomycota; Sordariomycetes; Xylariales; Xylariaceae. The record is from RefSeq and is a predicted model, not a curated record. The transcript has 3 exons. Gene Ontology annotation, cellular component: cytoplasm.